GUCAUGGCAGCAGAGGCCAACACAGACGGCGGGGUGAGUGAUGGGGGUCGACGUAUACCACUCUUUACACCACAGGAGAUCGACCAGAUAGCCAAGUUUCUUGUCGGGAACCAGAGAAGAGAAAGAGAGAACAUGAUCAUCCCCAGAAGUUUUACUCCCACAGUGAUCAAGUCUAAAGAGGAGAAGACAGUGGAGGCCACCUUUGAGAGUUGUCCUUUUAAAGCUGUUUUAUCAUUACUUGCUGGUUUUGUACUGGGUGGAGGUAUUGGUUUAUUUGCUGCCAGCGUCACCCCUUCGAUACCUACCCCAGAUAAGCCUCAACAGUCAGCACGAGAGGUCCUCAGAGAACUAAAGGUUUCAACUCUAUCGUACGGCAAAAACUUCGCUGCCAUUGGUUUUAUGUUCUCAGGGGUGGAGUGUGCCAUUGAAUCAUAUCGGGGGAAAACUGAUUGGAAGAACGGCACAUACGCAGGUGGAGUGACGGGGGGUAUCCUGGGACUACGGGCGGGUAUGAAAGCUGGUGUUGUAGGUGCCUUGGGUUUUGCGGCGUUUUCCUCUAUUAUUGACUACUACAUGAGACACUGAGAUGUUCUAUGGUAACAAGACCCCAAGUGAAAAGUAGUGUACAAUUCCAUGUGCAUCUUGAAAGUGUGCAAGGAAAUAUGAUCUUGCAUAGUGAGUGUCUGGUGACCAAUAAUAACCUGACUAAUAACUGAGGUGUAUGAGUGAUGGUAGAGACUAACGAAGUGAAUCUAUUUAACAUACACCUUCAGCCUGUAUGAUCAUUGUGUUGUUGACAAGUUGUAAAUAUUUAUAAUAAAACUAAGGUGAUCUUUCUGUUUUAUUAUACAUAGAAAAUUUAAGUUUGUCAAUUUUGUCACAGUUAAUGUCUGUGUAUGUUUUGAGUUCCAGUAUUUAUUUAUUUGGCUGCACUAUAUAGUUUGUUUACUGUUGGGUGCAUCAAGUGGACAUUCAUAGGAUUAAUUAAUUACCAGUUACCUGUACUAUUCAAAGUUAAAGCAACUGAUCAGUACAGGUAACUGAAUUGUAAUCUCUAUACGAGUAAAUAAAUCAACGUGAAAUACUAUUAAAACACGACCUACUUUUUGACAGUGUUCAGGUCAUAUACAUCAGUCUUCCCAGCUUCACUACUUGCCUGUAGAAGAACCAGUUCAUCUUACACUGUGUACAUCAUCUCCAGUACUGUAAUUCAGCAACAAACCUGAAACAAACACAAAAGAACAAUUACAAUAUAAAAAGAGUACAUGAAUGAAUUAUGUUACAGCUGUAGUAGGUUCAGGUCAUAGGCUGUAGGCAGAUAGUGAGGCAGUAGUGUAGACUCUUACAGUCAACUGAAACUUGUUAGUCAUGAUUGUCUCUUUAUGGUUUAUAGAGGAUUUGUAACACUGACUACUGGACAAGCACAACUUAUUACUGUCCAGGGUGUGGCUCUUGUGUACCUGUCAGUGUAAUCAGGGUGUGGCUCUUAUGCACCUGUCAGUGUACUGUACAGUGUAGGGGAGAAGAGAUGAGACUAUGUGGCGGGUCCUUCAUGAUAAAACUAUUAUGUCCACACCAUUUAUAUAGUUGUUAAACUUCCAUUAUAUUAAGUUGACUAUUCAUGUAUUCCAAAGUGAUAAAGACUUUGUUGAAAAUUUAUUUGUAAAUAAUAUAUUUUGUACAUGGCAAAAUAUACAAGUAAAAUAUG
This is a messenger RNA of Homarus americanus (American lobster), 1708 nucleotides long. Its product is annotated as mitochondrial import inner membrane translocase subunit Tim22-like. The record is from RefSeq and is a predicted model, not a curated record. Bases 4 to 585 code for a protein of 193 amino acids. Gene Ontology annotation, biological process: protein insertion into mitochondrial inner membrane. Gene Ontology annotation, molecular function: transmembrane protein transporter activity. Lineage: Eukaryota; Metazoa; Arthropoda; Malacostraca; Decapoda; Nephropidae. The transcript is spliced from 5 exons. Gene Ontology annotation, cellular component: TIM22 mitochondrial import inner membrane insertion complex.